AAUAUUGUUGAAGGUUCAAAUAAUACUUUUGAAGUUGAAGUUUCACAUUCAAUUACUUCAAGUUACAUAGUUAAUAAAUUUCAAUCUGGUUCUUUUUCAGAUGAAAUCUUUGAUGUUAAAGAUAUUAGAGACA
Molecule: messenger RNA, 133 nt
Organism: Cetraspora pellucida
Lineage: Eukaryota; Fungi; Glomeromycota; Glomeromycetes; Diversisporales; Gigasporaceae
Source: the annotation of a GenBank genome assembly